AGGGAUCGUCCGACCGUCCCUGGGAUCACCGGCUCCUUUCCAGUAGCGCCGGUCUCAACGUGAUCUCUGUCGUAACAACUUCCACAAUUGCAGUGCACACCUCACCAACGAUCUCUCCAGCGCCGUUCCACGGUUCUCAGCCUGGAGUGAAGCAGGGUGGUCCCUCAAAGACGGCAAAGAGGGGGAGCUGAGUACACAUGGCGACCUUUAUAGUGCUGGAAGGCUGGGGGGUCCAGCCCAGGUAAUUUACAAAGGCCAAUGGCCCAAGGCCAAGUACAAAGGAGCCGAGUUUUGAAGAGGUUGGAUCGAGAGCUAUUUUUGUUCACAUUUUUAAGGGUUUUGCCUCUCGGCCUGUGGUACCAGGAUGAGCUGGAGUUUCCUGACCCGGCUCCUCGAGGAAAUCAACAACCAUUCCACUUUCGUGGGCAAGGUCUGGCUGACCGUUCUGGUGGUCUUCCGCAUUGUGCUGACAGCUGUGGGCGGGGAGGCCAUCUACCAUGAUGAACAGAGCAAAUUUGUGUGCAACACCCUUCAGCCUGGGUGCGAGAACGUCUGCUACGACUCCUUCGCCCCCCUGUCCCACGUCCGCUUCUGGGUCUUCCAGAUUAUCCUGAUCUCUGUGCCUUCCAUCAUCUACCUGGGCUUCGCCAUGCACCGGAUCUCCCAGAUGCAGGGGUACCACAGCGCGCCCAAGAAGAAGAUGCCCAUUGUGCACCGGGGCGUCUCCCGGGACUACGAGGAGGCCGACGGCGACAACGAGGAGGACCCCAUGGUCUGCGAGGAGAUCGAGCCCCAGCCCCUGCCCAAGUCAGAGGAGAAGACCCCCGAGAAGAGGCCACACGACGGAAGGAGGCGCAUCAAGGAGGACGGCCUGAUGAAAGUCUACGUACUUCAUCUUCUGAUGAGGAUACUGUUCGAGAUCGGGUUCUUGGUGGGGCAGUACUUCCUCUACGGCCUCAGGGUCCUGCCUGGCUUCGUCUGCAGUAAGCUUCCCUGCCCGUACACUGUCGACUGCUUUGUUUCCCGUCCCACCGAGAAGACCAUCUUCCUGCUGGUCAUGUACGUGGUCAGUGGCCUCUGCCUGUUCCUCAACAUCUGCGAGCUCGUCCAUCUGGGCUGCGGCGGAAUCAGGGACGGGCUGAGGGGGCGGCGCCUGGCCCUGCGCUCUGCCAGAUGCACCUCCUUCGCCCCGCCGGGGUACCACACCGUGCUGCGCAAGGACCAAGCCAAGCUGGGCAACAGUAACGUGGCCUACCACGACACAGUGGGCGGCCUGCGGCCGGGGAGCUUCGAGAUGUCCGACAUGGUUCACCGGCAUCUCAAGAUGGCCCAGGAGCAGCUGAACAUGGCUUACCGGGUGUACGGAGAGGUCCCGGCUCACCCCAGGAGCGGCAGCCCCGAGUCCAACGGAACGGCCGUGGAACAGAACCGCCUCAACUUUGCUCAGGAGAAGGAAGGCGCCUGUUCCGAGAAAGCAGGUUUGAGAGGCUGAUCCCAGAGGAACCAACUCUUCGACCGUGAGGUUCGGAAGGAGUCCGAACGCUUGAAACAAUAAAAAGUGAUCUCAACUGGAAAGACAUGCAUUUCAUCUUGACCACCUUGGCACUAAGGACACUAUUUCUUAAACAAAACCACUGGAUACAGCUGGAAUGGUGGGUGGGAGUGCUGUUGGCAGUUCGAAGAACGUGACUACACUGAACGGUAAAACCAGUGGUGGCGGCUCGCUUGUACGAUUAGGUGCUUUUGUAUUCGGGAACAUUCCGCGCACAACACAGUUAGAUGGGUACAGUGUGUCUUGGGUGAGCUUUGAGACAGACCUAGCCUCCUCUGAACUAACAUUCUGCUCUCUGAGGUGGAAUUCCCAUCUUCCGUAAAGUGUAGGGAGGCAGUGGGUCUUCUGACCACACCUCGUACACCUCCUGGCCACCAGCACCUACAUCCUGCUCCUUUAUGGACAACUGCCAAUAGACCAAAAACUUUUUUUAUUCUACUUUUUUUUGUGUAUAUUAGUAACAACCUCUUGAGUAGCCACGGGGUUUUAAUUGCCAAUUAGUUUUUUUUAAAAUUCCUGUUGUUUACAGAUGUAGAACAUUCCAGAAUUUCGGGUGUUGAGAAAGAGCAGUGAUCAAGUGAAUUUUUAAAAAUCUUUUGAUGAGUUUGCUUGUUGACUUUGUUUUAGGACGCUGGACAAGUUUUCAUGCUUCGUUCUGGCCAAUUCCAUGACAUUUAGUUUGGGCCCAGAGGUCUGCACACUCCUGGAGUUACUAACUCCUGGAAUCCUGCUCACAUUGACUUCACUUCCUCCUCCUUGCCCCCAAAAACAUCUCUACAGGAUCAUUUAUUCAUCUUGUGCACAGUGGCGCAGCUGGUAAAGCCACUGCCUCACAGCUCCAGAGAUCCAGGUUCGAUCCUGACCUCUGGCAUUGUCUGCGUGCAGGAGUUUGCACGUUCUCCCCGUGACCGAGUGGGUUUCCCCCGGGUGCUCCGGUUCCCUCCCAUAUCCCAAAGACGUGCGGGUCGGUGGGUUAAUUGGCUGCUGUAAAUUGUCCCCUGGUGUGUAGGUGAGGGCUAGAAUCUGGUGUGUAGGUGAGGGCUAAAAUCUGGUGUGUAGGUGAGGGCUAGAAUCUCCCCACAUUGAUGGGAAUGUGGGGAGAUUAAAAUAGGUUCAGUCUGUGGGUGGUUGAUGGUCCGCAUGGACUCUCUGGGCUGGAGGACCUGUUUGUGCUGUGUGAUUAUGACUCCAAAACUACUUAAAAUGUGGAUGCAAAACUGGACAAGAAAGCUGCUUGUUUCACAGUGUUGGGCACUAAGUGCUUUGAUGUUUAUACCCCUCGGACAAAGUUCUACCACACAAUCAGCUGGUGUUCAGCGAGAGUAAAGUAUAGACCUGGUUCUUGCCAAAGGCACAUAGGGAGGUGUGGGAGAGAAAGCCAAUGGUCUUGAACUGUGGCUAAGAGAGGUCUCGACCAGAGGGAGAUAAGUCUUCUGAGGAUGAAUCGAGAGGGGGGAUUUGCAAUGAUCUGGGAUGGACAGAUGACAGGAUUGGUCUACAUGGAACAGUACAGCACAGGGACAGGCCCUUCAAUCCACGAUGCUGUGCUAGACUAAUUAAACUAGUAACUAAUCCCUUCUGCCUGCACAAGGUCCAUAUCUCUCCAUUCCCUGCACAUUCAUCUGCCAAUCUAAAAGCCUCUUAAACACCUCUAUCGUAUCUGCCUCCAACACCACCCCUGGCAGCACAUUCCAGGCACCCACCGCUCUCUGUGUAAACAAAAAACUUGCCCUGCACAUCUUUAAACUUUCCCCCUCUCAUCUUAAAUGCAUGCCCUUUAAUAUCAGACAUUUCGACCCUGGGAGAAAGACACUGGCUGUCUACCCUAUCUCUGCCUCUCACAAUCUUAUAAACUUCUAUUGGGUCUCCCCUCAGCCUCCGAUGCUCCAGGGAGAACAAUCCAAGUUUGUCUGACCUCUCCUUAUAGCUCAUGCCCUCUAAUCCAGGCAGCAUCCUGGUGAACCUCUUCUGCACCCUCUCCAAAGCCUCCACAUCCUUCCUGCAACGGGGUGACCAGAACUGAAUGCAAUACACCAGAUGAUGUAGGGCAAAGUUCCUUGGGUAGCAUUUUCCUCUCAAGGCACAGUUUGGGGAUGGUGGAUUGUAAGGAUGCUGGGUAUUUCUCCAAGGUUAUUGCGACUGCUGGCCAAUGGCUUUCCAUGACAUUCUCCAAAAACCUGAGAGCUUGUUUACCGUGUCUCAGAGAUAAAUCAACACCAUGCAUUGUGCCUUUCCUUUUGUAGAGCAUUCUCCACAUCUUGGCUUUUCACUCCCCUGUCUCUUCCUUUCCCCCUUCCCAAACACCGGUGAAUAAAAAUAUACUCUCCAAAAGAAUGGCCAGCAUUUUAAAAAAAAGUUCUGAGAUCUUGAAAAUCAAAAAAACUGAAGAUGCUAGAAGUCUGUAAUAAAAACAGAAAAUGUUGCAAACACUCAGCAGGUCAGGCAGCACCUGUGGAGUGAGAAACGAGUAAUGUUCCAGGUUUAUGAUCCUCUCUCAGAACUGGGACAGAGAGAAAAAACAAGUUUAUUUUCAGCUGUGGAGGAGGUGGGGGAGUGAUGGGUAGAAAAAGGGAAUAUCUGAGAUACGGUGAGGCCAGAUGGGUUAAUGAGGAGCAGUUACAAACAUAUUGUGCUGCUUUGUCUGUGUAAUCUGUUCAGGCUGAGGUACAUGAUCAGACCUAUACUAAUAGGAAAAGAAAAUUUGAGGCAAAGUUAUAGCCAGCAGAAAUAACUAGUUCUGAUCCAGACAGAAUGAACGAGUGAGUUAUCUGAAGUUGUAGAAAUCAGUAUUGAGUCCAGAAGGCUGCAACGUGCCCAGGUGAUGGAUGAGCUGCUGUUCCUCAGGCUUGCGUUGGGCCUCAUUGUAACAGUUCAGGAGGUCACAGACAGGCAGGUCAGAGUGGGAGUGAGUGAGAUGGUGAAUUAAACUGACAGACAACUGGAACCUCAAGGUCAGUCCUGAAGACUGAACACAGGUGCUCUGCACAGUGGUCACCCAAUCUGUGUUUGGCGUCUCCAGUGUAGAGGAGACCACAGUGUGAACAUAGAACACAGUUACACUGCAUUGGGACAAAUGCAGGGGAGUCACUGCUUCACCUGGAAAGAAUGUUUGGGUCCCUGGAGAACGGGAAGGGAAGAGGUGUAAGGACAGGUGUAGUAUCUUCUGCAUUUCCAUGGGAGAAAAGGUCCUCGACCUGAAACAUUAACUGGCUCUCUCUCCAUAGAUGCUGCCUUAACUGAUGAGUUUUUAUGAUUUCAGCCAGGUCCUUGCUGGGUUCCAUCUGUGUGUGGGUGUGUGUACAUGUACAUUAAAAAUAUAUUCCUGGGUUUUUGUACCAACACCUCCCCACCAAUGUCCCUUGUCCCCAGCCCCAUGUCUUCACCAACCCUAUUGAAUCUGUUCUGCAUGUUUAUAGGAGAAGGUUCCAAUUAUCUACAAAAUGGAAACCAGUCGGAGACACAAACUGCAGGGCUAAACGUUGUGACUUGAUGAAUCUGACACACCUAUCACUUGCUGCCUGUCACCUGCCCACACCUAACCGGAAAGGAAGCCGGCCACUAGUCAAAUGAAACCUCUCUCUUCCUUCCUCCACUCCUGGCUUUGGAAAAUACUCAGUGCCUUUGUGACUGGCUGCUAUUAAUUUUCCCUCAGUUUUUGUUUUAGGUCCCUGGUGACUCCAGGACAGGCCUGGAGAUAGAGUCACAGAUCGAUACAGCACAGAUACAGGCCCUUCGGCCCAACCAGUCUAUGCCGACCACGGUGCCCACCCAGCUAGUCCCAAUUUCCUGCAUUCAGCACAUAUCUCUCCAGGCCCCUCCUGGCAACCCAAGAUUUGUCGACCUGCCCUCCAACCACAACACCCACCCCCAACCCAAGGUUGGUUUACCAACCCUCCAACCCCAAGAUUCAACCAGCACCACCCCCCCAACCAGAAUACCCACCCCUAAUCCAAGGUUUAAUGAGCACCCACCCCCAACACAAGACUGAUGCACCAACCACUGCCCUCUUACUGGAACACCCACCACCAACCCAUUCCAACCCGAGAUUCCCCCAGCACAUUUGCCCCCAUCCCUGGCACAUCACCCACAGUGCCCCCACCUAUCACUCACCUGCAUCAGGGACAUAAGGGGCUCAAAGUGUGUCCUCAAUGACGAGCAGGUUGGUAGUCCUUUGCGUUCCUUGAACUUCCAUUCAUCUUGCUCACUCCGCAGUGUUCCCCAGAGCUCUCGCUGUUACUGCUGGCGAGCAGUCCCUUCUAUGUUACCAGAGGGUGUGGAGCUGACAGGGAAGUCUUGCAUUGGCCAAUAACUCCAGCCUCCAUGAACAAGGUUUAGCCUGUUGAUCAUCUUUCCCACCUACCCAUCCACCUUUGUAAGGUGCAUGAACCAAAGAUUAGUUUGUGGCUUACUCUUUUUUUUAAUAUAUAUUUUAGGUAAAAAUGUGUAGAUUCUUGAUCCAAUAUGUUCAAGUAGUCUUAGAUUUUGAGAGGGCUCCUCUUUUGGUGAAUGGUUUCCUUUGGGAUUUGAGAAUGUCUCUCUGAGACUGGGUUCUAUGUAGAGUUAUGUGUUUUGAGUGUUUAGGUCUGGUACAUUUCGCGACAGAGGCUCUCCGUAUAGUUUCACAGACACUUGUUCUGGUGACUGCCAAAGCUAUCCGAAGUUCUCCAGCCUGUCCUGCACUGGAGGUGAUCUCUAUACUGCCAGCAUAGAGUCACUGUGUUCUGCGGUCUCCUGUGUGAACUGUCUACUGAGUGUCUUUAAUGUUGUACUUUUUUUGUAGAGAAAUUAAACGAGAUUCUGAGUCUUA
Pristis pectinata (smalltooth sawfish) is the source of this 6359-nucleotide messenger RNA. Its product is annotated as gap junction gamma-1 protein-like. The record is from RefSeq and is a predicted model, not a curated record. The coding region runs from base 365 to 1492 and encodes 375 amino acids. The transcript has 6 exons. Gene Ontology annotation, cellular component: connexin complex. NCBI's taxonomy places the organism in Eukaryota, Metazoa, Chordata, Chondrichthyes, Rhinopristiformes, Pristidae. Gene Ontology annotation, biological process: cell communication.